This is a messenger RNA of Striga asiatica, 1841 nucleotides long. The record is from the annotation of a GenBank genome assembly. Lineage: Eukaryota; Viridiplantae; Streptophyta; Magnoliopsida; Lamiales; Orobanchaceae.
GUAUCAAGAAAGACCCGAGCUUUACCGAUCAAAAAAAAGAAAGACCCGAGCUUAGAGAGAGAGAGCGACUCCAUAUACAUUUUAGAGAGAGAAAAAAGUGGGGCGGUUGACUAAUUUUACGUGGUUUAGUGGCUGAUAACGGGAUCCUCUUUUCACUCCGACCCAUUUUCCGACGAGAUAGAAUGUGCACGCCAUAGCCACACUCGCCAGCUUUCUCUUCUCUCUCUCUCUCUCUACAAAGCUCAUUCAUGCUGUGCCCUGUUUUAAAACGUGAAAAGGAAGGACUUUUUGGAUUCUAUUGUGGGUUCUUAAAAAGGGAGGAAGGUUUAAGCAAAGUGUUUCAUCCGAAUUCCGAACAAGACAGCGCCAUGAAAGAAGAUCUAAAUUCUACGAUUGGCGAUUCUAAGUUAACGUUUGAGGUAAAUGGUAACUAUGAAAGUUGGAACUCGAAAUUAACGGACGAAUUCCCCACGGACAAUCAAAACGAACCCCGAAAUUCUACCGUAAACGAAUAUCAAAAGGGACCAUUUUACCUUCCUAGCUGCCCGAAUGAGGAUGCUGAGUCAUCAUCAUCUUCAUGUUCUAACGAAAAUCUGACGUCAUCAGAAGAUUCCCCGAUUUCCAAUCAAAAUGAAGUCAAAGAUUCUGUUUUGACCGAACCCGACACUUUUAUCGACAAAAAGGUAUUGGAGACCAAUUUUCACGCCGUGAAGGACAUUUGCGUCGAUGAAGGGGUGAAAAAAUCGAGCAAAGUUGGUGAAAAAAACCCUUUUGAGUCCACAAAAGAAGCUAACAAUGGCAUGGAAAUUUUUUCAUCACAUGAAUCAGCAAAUUCAUCAUCGCUGGAUUGUACGGAUGAGAUCACUGGUGACGAGCUCGGGAGGGCAAAACUGUCAUCAGAAAGUUAUCCUGCCAAUGAUUUAACGAGUAGUGUUGGAACUGACAAGACAGUGAGUGAUUGUUUAGACGGUGAAGGCAAUAAAGCCGAACGACUAUUGCCAGAUCAGGUGGUGGCUCGAGAGAGAGACGCUCAAACGAACUCAUUGUCCUAUAACAAUAAAGUCGAAAGCAAAAUCAUUACUUUCGAUUUUGACCCUAAAUUACCAGGGACAGCUGGUGAAUCGAACGGCAAAUCGAGAAAUGCUAUAAUACACGAAGAUGGAAAUUUUCGAGGUUUUGGGUCGAGUGUUGCAAAGGUUAAUGAUAGUGAACCGGUUUUGGAUCGAGGAAAAUACGAACACGAUGAGUCGAGCUUUGCUAAUGCCGAUUUUGCCCCUCACUCAGGGCCGAUACCGUUUUCCGGGAGCGUCUCAUUUCGGUCGGACGGGAGUGCAGCGAGUGAAAGAUCUUUUGCUUUCCCAAUAUUACAAUCUGAAUGGAACAGUAGCCCGGUUAGAAUGACGAAAGCAGACAGGAGACAUUUACGAAAGCACAAGUUUUGGCGGCCGAGCCUUCUCUGCUUUCUCUUGAUUAUGUUGCCAACUUGUGCUUCUGAUCAAGUUGCUGUGCAAAUAUCUAUUGGACAACAUGGUGAUUCUGCAGUUGAAAAUGCAAAAUCUACUAAGACUUUGCUGCCAAGGAAACUCAAAGUCCAACAAGAUACAAGUUUAAACGACAAAGAUAAUAUCGUGCCAGGCAAGAAGUUGAUGGAAGCUUCUUCAGAAAACAAGUUAGAAGCUGAAAAUGAAGAAAAAGUGGUGCAUAAAUAUGAAGCAACAUCAAAAGGAGAAUGGGUUGAUGGCCCUAACAAAUCAGAAUAUUACACUAUGGAUUAUAAUUGGCUUAAAAGGAGGCGCCCCAUACACAACAAGCACAUCCCUCUAGAUCAUUCUAUUCCUUAG